This is a messenger RNA of Vicia faba (fava bean), 882 nucleotides long. Lineage: Eukaryota; Viridiplantae; Streptophyta; Magnoliopsida; Fabales; Fabaceae. The record is from the annotation of a GenBank genome assembly.
AUGGCAGAAUCUGCACCACAAAGGUAUGCAGUUGUGACUGGAUCAAACAAAGGAAUUGGAUUUGAGAUAGUUAAGCAGUUAGCUGAAGCUGGAAUCAAAGUGGUGCUUACAGCAAGAGAUGAGAAAAGAGGUCUUCAAGCUUUGGAAACACUCAAAGCUUCUGGUUUAUCUGAUUUUGUUGUUUUUCAUCAAUUAGAUGUGGCUGAUGCUGCAAGUGUAGCUGCUCUAGCAGAUUUUGUCAAAUCACAGUUUGGCAAACUUGAUAUUCUGGUUAACAAUGCAGGGAUUAAUGGAACUGUAAUUAAUGACAAAGAUUUAGCUACUGUGCUUAUCUCUAACCCUGGAGCAUUAUCAGAAGAUGAAAAGAAAAAGGCAGUGACUGAAACAUAUGAGUUAGCUGAAGAAUGCUUGAAAAUAAAUUAUUAUGGUACUAAAAUAACUACUGAAUCAUUUCUGGCACUGCUAAAGUUAUCCGAUUCGCCAAGAAUUGUGAAUGUAUCAUCCAUUCUAGGGAAGUUAGAGCGCAUACAAAACGAAUGGGCUGAAGAAGUCUUCAGCGAUGCUGAUAACCUAACCGAAGAGAAAGUGGAUGAAGUACUAAAGAAGUUUCUACAAGAUUUCAAAGAAGGCGGGCCUAAACGCAGGGGUGCUUAUGUCAUAUCUAAAGCUGCUGUAAAUGCUUAUACAAGAAUUGCUGCUAAGAAUUUUCCUACUGUAAGUAUCAAUAGUGUUUGCCCGGGUUAUGUCAUCACUGAUAUAACUGCAAAUACCGGUAUCUUAACUGCUGAAGAAGGUGCUGCUAGUGUUGUCAAGCUAGCACUACUUCCCAAUGGUAGUCCGUCUGGUCAAUUCUAUAGCAGGACUGCAGUGUCUUUGUUUUGA